Messenger RNA from Seminavis robusta, 2829 nucleotides. Lineage: Eukaryota; Bacillariophyta; Bacillariophyceae; Naviculales; Naviculaceae. The record is from the annotation of a GenBank genome assembly.
AACGUUUGUGUGGGUACAGGUAGCCUCCUGGCUGCAACCAAAACUAAAGUCAGUUUUAGUUCAAGUUACUUGGAGGGAUGGCCAAGAGGGAAGUGAUGUAGAGGUGUGCGAUACUACCGGUAGCUAGACCUUCUCCCCUGUUUACUUUUAAAUCCGUACCAGCGAGAGCGCAGGUGCCAACAUUGAUUCUCUAGAGUUUACCGCCAUCAUCUCCCGCACACUUCGCUCGUGGCGUCGUGAUGCUGAAGGAUUUCUGCCUUCAUCCGAAUCAGAAGCCACCAGCAGCCAAGUUGCAAAGGGCUGAAUGAAUCGAAUCUUCACAACUCAACAUCAAUGAUUCAGCCACGCAGCCACAAAGUUGAAAGUGAACUGUGGCAAGCAAGCACCUGGAAACUUUGAGUGUUUGUGCGUUGGCUGCAUUGAGCACUCCAAGGAGAUCCGAAUACAGCAGACAAGAUUGCCACCCACAGCAGCGGGUUCCAGGCAAUGCAACGGGGUGUUUCUCACCUCUCUGACGGACUCCAGUAGCAGUGCAGCAAUGUCAAUGCCAAUGGAAAUGCAAACUCAACGCACACCAACCUUUAGAAUCGAUCAUGCCAAAAGGUGAAGGCCCAUGAUCAUGUUCGUAGCACUGGCUAGCUCCUAUCAUAUCAUACCGGUAGCUGUGGAGGGUCCGGCACGAAGUGGAACAAUCGAGAACGCCUCAAAAUCGCACGAUCGAGUUUGAUCGCACAUUCCUUCCACCAAUUUGUUCUCCGUUGGAUACUGAACCGUUACAGAAAGAUAUAUGGAAAACAUUCCGAAAUUUCUAACCUCAGGCUGGCGCGGGUUACCUCCAAAGAUAUUCGGACAGUUUGGCAAGAUUGAUGGACAGAUCUACGUACUGCAAUCCAAGAAGCCAUCAUGAAUUGCGAUGCGCAUUAGAAGCGACUAUUGGUAUUAGCUAGCUAGCUAGCUAGCUAGCUACGGUACGUGUGGUACCAAUGCGUCCAUGCAGCUACAGUAGACUAGGUGAACUGAGGAGAAGAGCAACUGUCUCCAUCUCUCUCUCACAUCGAGCUCACAAAUUUGAGCCAGAUCACAACUCAUUCGCAACUUCCUUUCUCAACAAGUAAGUGAACCAUGAAGAUCAUCUUUUCAGCUAUCGUUUCCGCGUUCUUGCUGGCUGCUUGCGUGCCGAAAGCAGCAGGGCAGUCCGCGGAACAGUUCUUGGCCAUUCAUAACAUGACCACCCUGUUCUUUGACCGCGAUCCUGGCCUUGUGAGGCGACUUGUGCGCAUGGCCUUUCACGAUUCCAUGGGCGGAAUGGAUGCGCACUUGGAUCUUAACAACACCGAGCACGAUGGGUUGGCCGGCACCUUCCGGCUUCUCAACCGCCUUUGGGAGCAUAAUGCGAUGCUGGGCAACGAGACCGAGCAUGAUAUGGAACGAUUCGGAAACGGGACCAUGGGUGGAGGACGAGGACAAGGACAAGGACAAGGAGGUGGAGGCUUGAGACCUCAGGGCGGUGGCGACCGAGGCGACCGAGGAGGAGGCGGCGGCGGCGGUGGCGGCGGUGGCGGCGGCGGAGGUGGUGGCGGAGGAAGACGACUUCAAGGUGGCGGCGGAGGGGGGCAGCCGGGAAGAGGGCCCCCAGGAAUGAGAGGUAACAACACCGGCAUGGGACCGGGAAGAGGUGGGCGCGGCGGCAGGAAUGCAACGGCCAUGUUCCUGAUGGGUCUUGAGCCAGUCUCGGUGGAAGGUCUUACCAAAGCAGACUUCUUUGCUUGGGUUUACACCUCUGCUUUCUACCAUACCGUCCCUGGACGCAACGUUCCUUGGAUCCCCCUUCGCUUUGGACGUACGACUGCGCAUGAAGCCCAACUCGAGGAUACUCCACCCCUGUCAGCAUUUGGAAGCCAUGACCGUGCCGCUGUCUUGGAAUACUUUGACGAACACUAUGGAUUCAACGAAGGCCAGGUGGCCGUCCUCAUGGGCGCCCACACCCUUGGAGGUGCCAACCGAGGUAACUCAGGGUUCACAGGCACCUGGACCUCGUCCCCUGGUGUUUUCAACAACGAGUACUACGAGAACCUCAUGUUUCCUGGCGGCAGAGGAGGCUGGGAGCAAAUUGCUGUUCGAAACAGCACCCUGUUUGAAUGGCGAUGGGGUUGCAACAACAGGUGCCGAGACUUGAUGUUGAAUGUCGACAUGAACUUGUUCUACGACCUCGAUGACUACUUCGUUGGAGACGCUGGGCAAGUCAUGCUCCCUGAUCCACUUCCUGCUACGGCUCCUCCUGGACUUUGCAGCGACCCUGAACAUGUGUUUGCAGUGUGCUUCCCUGAACGGGAGGGCUCUGCAACCCAUCAGCUUAUCACGUUUCUUGAAGACGGAAACGGUGAGAUGUUCUUGGACAACUUUGCCACGGUGUUUGGAGACAUGCUUUCGAGAGUCAAGGAUGACGCUCCGUUGGGCUAUGUUGCCUCUCCACAUGACUGGCCUCGUGGUCUGAACAGAGGCCGCGGAGGCCCUGGAGGACGUGGUCGUGGACCUCCUCCUCGAGGCUGCAACGUGGACAACAAUCCCGAUGCCAUUGCCGCCAUGAUGGGUGAAGAUGGAGAAGAAGAACCUGGUUUCGAAUUAGAUUUUGAUUUUGACGAGGAAGUUGAAGGUGUUGACGUUGAGGUUGAGGACGUCGAAGGCCUUGAUAUUGAAGUCACCGCGACGCGGACUGCGUCAGACCCCAAGGAAGUGGCGCAAAAACUGAGUUUCACGAUUUUCCCGUAAUUGAAUAAAUGUUGCAAAAGAGUUGUUUAGUUUUAAAAUAAGGAGGUACCACCCGCUUUU